AUGGUUGGCAAUGGAUGCACGUGCGGCUUCUUGCCAUGCAUUUGCGUGGGCGACGUCGAGGACGCUGUAGACUUCUCGGAAGAGUUUCAUGGUGGAAAUAAUAGUAAUGAUAGCGGUACCAUCACGUCAAAAGCCAGGCUGCGCCAGCUAUUCGCAUCUGACGCCACGUCGCAGUGCAUGAGCUGCAUGAUGCUGCCGUGUAUUUGCCCCAAUGAAGACGAUGCCGCCAUGUUGGGUGACAAUGAGGCUACAAAUGUGAAUUCUACUAGACUGCUGGCGACUGACCAAGAUCUGGGAGUUGGCAACGAGGAGACGGACGAGUAUGGUCGCGUACGACUGGGCGCACCUUCCACCACUAGUCAAGUAGAGAGAAACGGUAACUUGUGGAUAGCAAGAGAGAUUAAGCCCCUGCUAAAGCCUCACCAAGUGGAAGGCGUCCAAUUUUUGCACUCCCAUGUGGUAGCCAAUCGUGGGUGUAUCCUUGCAGACUACAUGGGGCUCGGCAAGACGCUACAAGUGAUCACUGUUAUUUAUUCCUUCAUUAUUGACGAAAUGAACGCGCGAAAGCAACGCAGAGAGAAUGUAGCUAGUUCUGCUGUAAAUAUAGAGGAUUCAGAAAGACCACAAGAUCAGGACGGGCAUGACGGCAACGAGGAUAUCCAGGCGACCGUUCUAGUGCUAUGCCCAGCGAUAUGUUUAUCCAACUGGGAAUCCGAGUUCAAAAAGUGGUUGAACGCUGAGGCACGUGCGCGCUGUCCUGUUCACACGUUGGAUGCUUCCUCGACAAAAGGCACCAAUGUAGGUCGUCUGCGACUGCUUCGACGCUGGAAGCGCGCUGGUGGCGUCUUGCUGAUGGGGUAUGAGAUGUUUCGCGGACUAUUAAACCCAACAACUACGCCUGUGAGCUGUUCUCCUGCGCGCGAUGCAUCCAUCCGGGUGUGUUCGCGUAUGGUUUUCGCUACAAUGGAAGUUACCAGCGCUUCUGCGCAGGAUGUUCUCCAGGUGCAACGUACAGCACACGAGUUUCGGCGCCUGCUAUGCUCUCCGGGGGCAGAUCUUGUGGUCAUGGAUGAAGGCCAUCGGAUGAAGGAUCCAAGCUCGUUACUGUGCCAAAGUGUAGCUCAGAUUCAAUCCCCUCGACGCUUGGUGCUCACUGGUUAUCCUUUGCAAAACUCUUUGUCCGAGUACUGGUGCAUGGUCAAUUUUGCGCGGGAGGGCUUUCUGGGCAGCUACGAUGAAUUUCGGGUGAAGUACGAGAGACCCAUUCUGGAAAGAGACAUGUCACGUUCACAAGAGCUGAUUGAGUUGUUGCAGAGUGUCGUGCUGCGUCGAGGCAAAGCCCUGCUGCGCUCCCAGCUGCCGCCUAAGCUGGAGUGGAUCUUGUAUUGCAAACUCUCUCCAGUACAGCAUCAAUUGUACUGCGAUUUCCUUGAUUAUUACAGGGACGGCAGCGGGGCUACUGCUGAUCUUUUGACUGCUUAUGCCACACUGCUGCAAGUGAUGAACCACCCAGAUAUUAUUUAUUCAAAACUCUGUCCUUUCGAGGAAGAUGGCUCUUCACUGCUGCUAGGGGAGGAAUGUGAGGCCAACGACACAUCGCUAGGCCUAGACGUCUCAAGUGGCUGGGCAUGGGAGAGUGAAGAGCGUUUGCACGAAAAACAGCAGACUGUUGCAGCUCGAAGGCGUAGGAAGCGACAGAAGCUCACGGAUACUCAAAAGUCUUCGGAGUGGGCACGCUCCGUAAUAUUCGGUGAUCCCCGACAAGAAGUCGAGCCAUCUGCAAAGGAUAGGGCAAGUAGCUAUCAUGCGAAAAUACCGGAGCACAGCGGAAAAAUGGUCGUGCUGUUGAGCAUCGUCCAGGAGAGCUUUCUUUGUGGUGAUAAGGUCGUUGUGUUUUCUCAAAGCGUUCCUACGCUAAAGGUUAUAUCAAAUUUUCUGCAUGCGAGCAGUUUUAGUCCAUCACGUGCUGCGGACGACGCUACGAAGGCGCGCAAUAGCUUCAAAGAAAGAAUUGCAGGCAAGUCGAAGCGCCGCCGAAUUACUUCGCGCCCGAAUCGCGACCCAGCUGGAAUCUUGCGCAAGCGUCGAAACCAAACAGGAACUAGCAGCUUGGGUACUAAUACUAUCGAUGCGGUGCCAAGUGUCACUUCAAACGAGUGGCUAUUGCAGAUCGAUGGCAGUACGAAUGGAGCCAAACGCAUGGAGUAUAUCCAGCGAUUUAGCUCGACUGAUUCACCGGUUAAGGUGCUAUUGGUAUCUACGCGCGCUGGUGCUGAAGGCAUCAAUCUUCACGCCGCGAACCGCCUCGUGCUAUUCGACGUUAGCUGGAAUCCUUCCAACGACCACCAGUCAAUGUGCCGCUCGCACCGCAUCGGCCAGGCUAAAACUGUGCACGUGUACAGGCUUGUGAGCACAGGCACGAUGGAGCGUAUGAUUUACGAGCAGCAGAUGAAGAAGGUUGAUCUGUCUACUGCAGUGGUGGACAGUCAUGAGCUUGUUGACCAGACAAAGCGGCCUGUAGAUUUAUCCAGCCUUGCAUAUACGGAUACAACGAAGAAAGAGAAUCUGAUGCGGUUUAGUGGGUUCCUUCAGCCGCCCACGGAGGUUGACUACGACAAAGAACUUGAGGUGGAUGAGACUAUUGUCAAAGAAGACGCAGUCUUAGCAUCGUGCAUGAAGCAGCUAGGACGUUGGCUCGUUGAUGUUUGCCGCGUGGACGAAUCCUUGGACGAAGAGAAGCAGCCUGGGCAAUCAUUUCGAGACGGUCUUUUAUCAGGACUGGGUAGUUAA
Molecule: messenger RNA, 2790 nt
Organism: Peronospora farinosa
Lineage: Eukaryota; Oomycota; Peronosporomycetes; Peronosporales; Peronosporaceae
Source: the annotation of a GenBank genome assembly